AUCCGACCUAAGCCCAUCUCUUUGUUACAUAUCUUUAUAUAUCUCUCUCUCUUUCCUCUCCCUCAAUUCUCUUCUCCUCUCUUCGGAAGUGAAGAUGGAUAUGUACAAAGAUGAUAGCUCACCAUACUGUUAUUUCCAUCCAAAGGAAGAGUAUGUUGGAGUUUGUCCUCUCUGUUUGAACGAGAGGCUUCUUGUUUUAGCUUCAAAACAGAGAUCAUCAAGAACCAAACACUCUUCCUCUUCACCAAUCAUCAGCCUCCCUAAGAUCUUCGCCUUGAGCUCUCUCCUCAGUCGCCUCGAUCUCCGUCACCGGAAAUUCCAUCCCUCCUCCGAUCUUGACGUCUCCACAAGCCAAGAAGAUUCUUUUAUAUCGAUAAAAUUCGAAAACGAUGGAAACGCGUCGUGGGAGAAGAAAGCAGUAGUGACAAAGGUUUGUGUAGACAACAAGAACAACACAACAAACUCAACAUGCAAGAAGCAGCAAUCUCCUAUAACGAGCAAUACCAGUAUCGUAGAGCACAAUAGUGCCAAGUCAUCGCUUAGGUGGCGCAAACGUAUUGGUCAUCUCUUCCACGUCAUCAAACUCAGAUCAGGAUCGUCCACGUCGUCUUGCCACGUGGCACCAUCCAAGGUCGAAGGAGCCAAAGUGAGGAAACAGGGUUGGAUGGUGAGGACCUUAACCAGAAGAAAAUCCAGGAAAAGUAAAAGUUGAAUUUUUCUUAUAAUUAAUUUGAUUACACUUUUAAGAAUAUUUUUCUACAUAUAUAUUUUUUUUUAGUUUAAUUUUUGGUUUGGUCGUUUUUUCAAUGAUUGAUGCUUCUGUUUGAAGAAGAAUUAUGUGGAAGUUUUUUUUGUAAGUAAUGACGAGAUAUGAAUUUAAAAUCGAUUGAACUAUCCAUAGAUUAAAUUAUUGAGUUGAUUAGAUUUUUGUAUGAAGAUGUAUUACAUAUAAUAAGCAAAUGUAAAGGGACAAGAGUCUUACCCUA
This is a messenger RNA of Arabidopsis lyrata subsp. lyrata, 986 nucleotides long. RefSeq lists its product as uncharacterized. The transcript is spliced from 2 exons. The coding region runs from base 95 to 712 and encodes 205 amino acids. The record is from RefSeq and is a predicted model, not a curated record. Lineage: Eukaryota; Viridiplantae; Streptophyta; Magnoliopsida; Brassicales; Brassicaceae.